This is a messenger RNA of Nelumbo nucifera (sacred lotus), 2152 nucleotides long. Its product is annotated as SNARE-associated protein-like protein. NCBI's taxonomy places the organism in Eukaryota, Viridiplantae, Streptophyta, Magnoliopsida, Proteales, Nelumbonaceae. Gene Ontology annotation, biological process: synaptic vesicle exocytosis; intracellular protein transport; regulation of synaptic vesicle exocytosis. Gene Ontology annotation, cellular component: BLOC-1 complex; synaptic vesicle; BORC complex. The record is from RefSeq and is a predicted model, not a curated record. Gene Ontology annotation, molecular function: SNARE binding.
AAGAUCCAGCAAAACGACGUGCCAAAGCUCUAUGCAGGUUGACAUGAACUCUGUGAACUCUAGUUUGACGCUUGCAUCUGCUUUCUGCGUCUUUCCUCUGGCAAACUUCCCUGCUGCAGAGUAAACUCAGUCCGAUGAAUUCUUCCUCACCGUGUUUGGCAGGAGACCUUCCAACUCCAGACGACGGGGAGCCUCGGCCCGCGGAAACCCUAACAAACAACGAUGGUUCUUUGGGCGAGGACAACUGCGAGCCAUCCACUUCUUCGAAUGCCACCGGACCUGAUCUUAGUUUCAGGAGUUCUGAAGCUUUGGCGAAAGGGAUAUCAUCAAUGCUUGGUUCUUUGAUUAGGGAUUUCGAUUACAGAGCUGAAAACACACUUAAAAGCCAAGACCAGGUAGUUUUCGCUGUCGACAGGCUAACAGGAGAGCUUGAUCGGCUAUUAGAAGAUGCACCUUUGCCAUUCAUCAUGAAGCAUGCAUCCAAAAUUGUUGGCGUUCGUAAGAGAGUUUCCUCAUUGAAUUCACUUUUAAAAUCGAUACAACGGCGUAUAGACAAUAUAGAUCGGAUGCUAUCUGCUGGUGUUUCACAUGAGAAAGUAACCCUAGAAAAUGCAAGACAAAGCCAGCAUUGAAUUGUAAUGCAGGCUUUUCAAUUUGGUGGUACCAUCCAAAGGUGGGCCCUGAUCCUCUAAAUAUCCAACUGUGGCAAGUUACAAAGACUGCGGAACGCAAAUAAUAUAUAUGUAUGCAUGUUAUAAUAUGUGUACUAAAAGGCUACACUUAGCAUAGUUAAGGAAAUGAUUCAUCACCAUGUAUUGAUCCAAAAAAAAAAAGAAAAUAAUUCAUCACCAUAGUUAUGGUUGUAUCUUUCUCUUUUAAUACCCAGAUUGUACUCAGUGGAGGGUUGGCCACCACCACCAUGAAAUUUUAUUAAUUUUGUAGACAAAUCCUAUGGGGUGGCCGGGUGGGGGAGUUAAACAUCUUAUCCCUCUAGAAAAUCUAUAAAUAAGGAUCAUCACCUAAUAAAAUAUAUAUUAUGAAAUGUCUGAUGAUCACUGUAACAGUAAAAGAAAAGAAACAAAUAAUCAAAUCAAAAGGGAUUAUUUCCAUCUUGUACAAGGCAGCCUCAUCUGAGCAUCUCUUAAUGCAGCAACAACCUUAGUAGGCAGUUUGUUGGUACUAAUACAUAUGCAGUUGCAACCUUGAUUACAAACAUUGUUAGCCAAGGCAUCAGCAAUCCUAUGACCUUUUUUUGAAAUUAUGGAUAAGAGUACAUCAGUACAAUCAAUACCCAUCAUGGCCUUAUUAAUUCUCUCCAACAAAUACUAUAGCCUCGAAGGAUGAUUCAGCUCCCUUACCCAUCAUCAGAUUUAUAAAUCACAGAUGAACAUGUAGUGAACAUGCCUUCCAUUCUUCUAUUAUGUUCUUUCAAAAUUUCCCGCAAAAAAAUAAUAGUAGGUAGAAUACCUACUAUCAAACCCCAAUGGUUAUUUCUAUCUUUAGAUAUAACUUUGCCAUCUCCUCACCUUCUACAUUUGAUUCAUUGCUUAUGUUAGAGACCCAGGAUUACUAGCAAAACUAGUCCCAAACUUUAUUUUCCAGAAUACCAUCAAUGAAUAAAUGAUAUGGAAACCAUGAAUCAUUUAUUAUUUUUUUAUUUUUUUUAUUUGUUUUUCCUCUCAAAAAAAAAAAAAGAUUCAUGGUUUCCAUAUCCGGCUCUCUACAACAUACAAACAUUGAGCAAAACUGAACACCCAAAGCUUUGACAUUAGUGUCAACCUGCAGCUUUCUUUUUAAGAAUUCUCCAACCGCCGAAAGAUAUUUCUAGAGGAAUAUAUCUAUUUCAUACCUACUUACAGCCUUUCACACGUUCAAUCUUGUUAUUAUUCUAUCCCAUACUUUUUCUAAUUCAAAACUCUCCCUUUGACUGUUUUUUCCAAACUGCCUUAUUAUCCUUAUUAGAAAGCACUUGGUUGAGCUCCUCAUCAAAUACUCUUUCUCUUACUCCUGAACACAAGGAGGCGUAAGUCUCCUUAAGAGGAGGAAGGGGAGGAGGAAGAAGAGGAGGAAGAAGAGGAAGGAGGAUCUUAUUUUUCUUUAUUUUUAAUAAAAGUCUUUUAUAUUCACAUGAUUCAAUCUUUUCUUCCCUUCA